Misgurnus anguillicaudatus (oriental weatherfish) is the source of this 4590-nucleotide messenger RNA. The record is from RefSeq and is a predicted model, not a curated record. Lineage: Eukaryota; Metazoa; Chordata; Actinopteri; Cypriniformes; Cobitidae.
GAAAAUUAAUAUUCACAACAAAACCACAGGAUUUAGUAGAUGCACAGCAAAUACUUGAUCAAUCAGGAUUUAAGGAUCAACCUUUCGGUUUCUUGAAUAUGCCACCUCGAGACGUAAAAAUCCCGCGCGGACGCGUGGAAUUAUGGGAUAUCUUUCCUCGGCGGCGCGGUGCCGCCAUGUCUCCUGAAGAUAAACGGCGCCUAGUCGUUAUCUCCGCUGCAGUCUUCUUCCUCUUUUUUCUUUUACUGGUUUUGAGUUUCAUACCGGCUUAUUUGUACAUAGUUUUUAUAUCCGUCGCGUCUUGCGUCGUUUAUUUUCACAAAGCGGAAGAAUUGCAGUUGUUCGAGAGAUUAGGCCUCAACCCCCGUCGUGGGCUGAGCGUGCCGCCGGCUCUACUGCGCUGGUUACCGGGCCGGACUUUGAGGGGAGUCCCGGCCACCGGCAGGAGCAAGAUACGUAAAAGUGAUGCGCGAAAUUGUUUCGCUUCACCUAGCAAUAGACAUAUUGCAAGCUCGUAUUAUAGACGAGACAACCAGACCUUCAGCGACUCAGUGUUUAGUCCUCGGGAUAUACUCAUGGGAAGUUACGUCGCCAAGGCUGAAGAAAGUCCCUCCGCAGCGGUGAGGCCCGGAGGGGGAUCGGCGACUUUCAUCAACCCCAGAGAGCAGCUCCGGGAAAGACUCGCACGGCCUAACCAUGCUGUACACACCCCUAACAGAAGACUGUCAUUCGGGGAACCCGUGGGCACAGUGAGUCGAUUCACCAUCACCCCACGCAGACAUUACCCCCUUCAGCAGGCCGGCACAUCUUACAUCGGGGUAAUGCCACCUGUAAGGUGGGAUGGAUUGUGUAAGAAGAAGGUCCUAAUCCAACGCUCCCCAGGGGCAGUUCGCAGCCCGGUCACAGUGAAGAUCGCUAGACCGGACCCAAAUCGAUCCUCAACGUUCGACCAUCUGAACUCACCGGGGGCCAGCACAUCCCCAACGAUCGGAGCCAAGGUAGACCCCUGCUCCAAAGAGUAUGUUCUGAGCGUGCUCCGGGAGAGCAGGAAGAGGACUGUGAAUGGAGAGGACAAGACUGCUCUUGGGCAGAAGAGCAAAAGGAGCCGUCAUGACAGUGGUGAACGCUCUCAAUCACCAUUUGAUACACUCCUUGAUACACUCCUUGAGAAUGGAGAUCCUUCUCAGCUUGUGCCAAAGCCUGGGAAUCUGAAGAGAGGGGUGAAUUCUCCUGUUCUGGAAGAAACCACUAUGAAGAGAUCUCGUGCCUCAUCCAUCAGCUCUGUGAGCGCUGGUCCUGUUCCCAGUGGGCGGUCCGGAUCUGGCAGAAACGCUAUUCACAGUUCCUAUAGCUCCUCACAGGGUUAUCCACGGGUAACGUCCAACUCCUGUACUCGCUUGAACUUAUCUGAAACCACUAUGAAGAGAUCUCAUGCCUCAUCCAUCAGAUCUGUGAGCGCUGGUCCUGUUUCCAGCGAGCUGUCUGGAUCUAGCCGAAAUGCUAUUCGCAGUUCCUAUAGCUCCUCACAGGGUUAUCCACCGAGGAGGGCAGCAUCCAGUCUUAGUCUUUCUCCUCUCACAAGCCCAGGAGGGUCUCCCUGUCAAACUCCAGAGCGAGCUUCGAAGAAACCGCGGGAGGAUGAUGCUACCUCACCGAGUUUAACUUCAUUGAUGAAAACUGACAAGGAGACGCCUGACCCAUCCCCUGCUUCAGCUAAAAUUACUCCAAAAUCGGAGGCACCUGUUGCUACAUCAACAUCAGACUCGGGCGGCAGCGGUAAACGCAGGCGUAAAAUCCAACUGAUCACCACAAAAAGAGAUGAUCAAAUUUCAUUACCACCACCUCCCGAACUUGGCUACACCAUCACUGUGAAAGAUCUGGACAUGGAGAAGAAAGCAGCUUUCUCUCAGAUACAGAAGGUUUUAGAGGAGCCCGAACCAGUGAGCCCUGCUCCAGCUCCUGCUCCUGCUCCCUCCGAACUUCCCUCUUUUACCUUCGCUCUAUCAACCUUAUCAUCUGAGGCGGCGCCUGUCCCAAGGUCAGAUCCCUCUCUGUUUUCAUUCUCCACGCCUGUACCUGAGACGACACCAACCACUACCGCAACUCCUGCGCUAACCAUCGACCUCACCAUCGGUGCACCUAGCGCAGUCAGUACCGUACCCAUAACCUUCAGCUUUACACGAUCCACCGCUAGCGCACCAACUGUCUCGGCCUCCAGUAUUUCAAACCCUUUGCUGGAGUCGCUUAAAAACAUGAGGAAUGAUUCACUUCUCAGUACUUCUUCAUUACUGGGAACUACAACUGCAGCUCCAGCAGUGUCUUUUGGAGGUUUUUCUACACCUGCCACUUCCACGAUCGCCGGCAGUGGAGUUGUAAAAUCCGAGUCCGGCUCAACAUCUCUGGGGUCCUUGUUCUCAACGCCGGCCUCCAUGUCAACACCUACCACUAAGCCAGCCACCUCCUUGCCCUCUACCUUCGCUGAGAUCCUGGCUCAACAACCUUCAUCCAGCUCGCCAUCUCUAGGAGGAGGAGGCAACUUAUUCGGCCUCAUCAAACCUGUGGCCACACCUGCAUCUUCAAAUGCUUCAUCUACAGCUGCGGUCGGCCCAACUGCAUCAACGAACAGCAUUAGCAACCCUUUGCUGUCUGGAUUUAAGCCUAUUUUUGGCCCAGCAAAUACGACUCCGGCUUCUACAGCGGCGGAAAAACCCACUCAGCCUGUCUUCAGACCUUUAUUUGGCAGCAGCACCACAGGAAUUAGCACUGGUGCUUUUGGCCAGACCACCACAUCGACGACAUCAACACCUGCUGCUCCGGCCACACAGAACAGCAGUAUGUUAUUUGGUGGAUUAAGCAGUACCCAACCACCAGCGGUGUCCACUUCCUCUGCCGGCCCUCCUCCGGCCACACAAGCCCCUAGCCAGUCUCUCUUUGGUGGCUGGAAUGCAACAACCACGUCUGCUCCCUCCGUAAAUGCCUCUUUACAAUUCGGAGCUGCGCCGACCACAACCGCCGCCCCUGCUGCAAGCACCACUACAUCCAGCGCUGGUGGCACCAACUCUGCUUUCCAGUUCGGAGCACCAAAACCUGCACCCGCUCCACAAGCCCAGAGCUCAUUCACAUUUGGCCAGCUGUCGGCCAACCAGAAUUCAACUUCAAUGUCGUUCGGUGGGUUCGGCACGACUGCCAAUGCCCCCGCCACAACCAUGGAAGCAACUACGACGCAAACCGUUUUUGGAAGCUCGACCAUGACCACUUCAGCCUCGACCUUUCCAGGGGCCACACAGCAGACUCCUGCUGCCUCAAAGCCUUUUACGUUUGGGGGUAAUAGUGCUGCAUCACCGUUUGGGUUCGGGGCGAACGCCAGCACGGCGGCACCUACGUUUGGGACUACCAGUCAGCCUACGUUUGGCGGAGCAUCAUCUGGCUUCCCUUUCGGUAACACCACCACCCCUUCAGCGGCUCCCAUCUUUGGGGCCUCAACACAGACUACAGCUCCUCUCCCUGCUCCAGCUCCUACAUUUGGUUUUGGAGGUGCUUCGACAGCGCCUCAGAACCUGGCACCAAGUACUCCUGCUCCUCCUGCUUCCGGAGGCUUUAAUUUUGGCGGUUCAGUGUCGGGAACGCCAUUUGGGACACCUGCACCUGCAACUCCACUUUCGUUUGGGGCUAACAACACGGAGAACAAGCCUGCUUUUGAUGGACCUCAGAAACGCAUGAAAAGGAAUGCAGGUAGCAGAAAUGUGUGUAAGGGAGGUAUGAUGAAGAUAAAAAGUCAGCCAGAAAAGGAGUCUGUAGAUAUACCUCAGAAACGCAGGAAAAGGGAAGCAGAUAAGUGUAAGGGAGGUACGUCAACACCUGUUUUUGGUCAGGGAUCCACAGCAAUGUCAAUGCCGUUCGGAAGUCCAGCAACACCAGGAUUUGGUGCAAUGGGAGGUUCACCAUUCGGGGCUUCACCAGCUUCUUUCUCUAUCGGAACGGGCUCCAAGCCCUCAGGGCAACGUCGUUUGCAAGCACGCAGGCAACACCCAAGGAAAAAGUGAUCAGAUGACUGAUCCAAGACCUGUCCCUUCAACAGUACAUAAUUGUUACUAUUUUUUUCGGCUGACCCAGAUGCUGCUGCUGGGCUCUCGGUCAACCCUUCAGACUGCAAGGGCUGGUCAGAUGUAUAUAAUCAAGGCCCACGGGGUCCGUAGAUUUUAGAGCGGGUGUGUCCGCUAAAACUCAUCGCUGAUGGAUUCUGUUGAGAAGAUCUGCGAUUGGAGAACAGGAUGGUUUAUACUUGAAGAAAUGAAAGAUACAGACUUUCAAUUCUGAACUUGUACAUGAAUUGCAAUCCAGGCCUGUUGAAGAAAAUUUUAUUUGAACUUUUUUGUCUGUAGACGAGUAAUCGGAUGCACGUUAUUUUUAGAUAAGUAAGGUAUUUUUUUUCUCUCUAUGUAGUUAGUCUUUAUUGUCAUGCUUUUCAAGUUUUCACCAAAUGCAUUUUGGAAUACCUUUCAAAAGGGGGAUUAUUUUAUCUGUUUCAUUUAAAAAAUGAAAAGCAGUUUUUUUCCGAAUGCAAUGCAUAAUAAACAGUAUAAUUAUUCA